ACCCUCCGCGCGUUCCGUUUCGCGCGAUUACUGAUAAACAUCUAGUGUUACGGAUAUUCUCUGAAAAAGUGAAAAUGAGGUGGACAUAUCUCAUAGCGUUACUGAUCCUAGGAGUUGUGUUCGCUUCAGAGGAGGAGGACGGAGUACCGGACGCCGAAGUCGACGGCGACGACGAGGACGAAUUGGCGUUAGACCAAGAGGAAUCACGAAACUUGAGGCCACGCGCAUACUCACCGUCGGCAUAUCCUAACACGCUAGCAUCAGGUUUUCGACCGACGCCCUCUCUCGCUGAGCUCGCGGGGUACCAGCGACCCCAGCAACAUCAGCAGCAGCAGCAACAGCAGCAGUACCAGCAGCAGGAGGAGUACGUGGUGACCGCUAGACCCCAGGUGCAGUACGUCGAGGAGCAACGACCGGUCGCCAGAGCGCCGCACAGGAAGCAACAAGAGCAACGUCCCUCCAAACUCCAGCAGUUGUCUGAAGAGGAGGAAGAUGAGAAGGAGGAGCCCGACCGUCUGUCCGAGCUGCUCCAGCAGUCCAAGUUCAACUGCGUCAACAAGAACACCGGCUACUACGCCGACGAGGAACUCAACUGCGAAGUGUUCCAUUACUGCCAGGAUAACGUCAAGCACUCCUGGAUCUGUCCUGAUGGAUUUACUUUCCACCAAGUCCAUCUAAUCUGCAUGCCUCCGACCCACGACAACAUCUGCACGAAGUCGUCCAAGUAUCACUUCGUCAACGAUUACCUGUACAGACCGGUAAACGAGGAGGAAGUGCAGCGUAAGCCCAACGUGUCGCUGCGCUACUCCGACAGAUACUACCCAUCUGAGGUGUACAGGGAUGACAGAUACGACCAGGAAGAGGAGGAAGAGGAAGAGGCACCACGCAGGGCGCCUGCUCCCAUCCAACAGGCCCGACCCUCGCCCAGACCUCAGUAUCCCUCACAGGUGUUCCGGACCGCUGAGGAAGUCAACAUCCCGCUAGUUCAGCGACGGCCGCAGAGACCUUACGACUUCGAAAACUAAGACUCGAUUACAUUAUUCCAAAAUGCAAGGAAAUUUUUUGGCGUUAUAAAUGUAUGCCAUUUUAUACCAGUUUUGUAAAUUGAAGCCGAUAAUUCAGCGUGCUUCAUUAAAAAGUUUUCCUGCAAAUCGGAUAUUAUUAAUCGAUACUUAAGCUAAUUUAUUGUCCGUCUGUUUUAAGCUUGUAACAAUAGGUUUGAAUUUAUUCUUAUU
Aricia agestis (brown argus) is the source of this 1235-nucleotide messenger RNA. Its product is annotated as probable basic-leucine zipper transcription factor Q. Lineage: Eukaryota; Metazoa; Arthropoda; Insecta; Lepidoptera; Lycaenidae. The transcript is spliced from 6 exons. Bases 75 to 1025 code for a protein of 316 amino acids. The record is from RefSeq and is a predicted model, not a curated record. Gene Ontology annotation, cellular component: extracellular region. Gene Ontology annotation, molecular function: chitin binding.